UUAAGAUUUAAAUGGGAAUUACCUAUUGAACAGCAAGUCUCAGCAGGGAUAGUGCCACCAUGGCACUCUCUCUUAAAAACAGAAAAGAACCUGUUAAGAACAAAAAGAAAACAGUCAGAUAUGACUCAACCAUUAGGAAUGAUGAUUUUUCUGUACUAAAGAAGAAGAUUGAUAUCUCAACUAAAGAUGGACGACUAAGAGCAAAUUCAGAGAAUUUACCCAUACUGUGCACUAGUGGAUUUGGAGAGGAUUCUGAUGAAUCGCCAAAUGGUUCCUCACCUUUGAAUAAGAUAAUUACACUUUCAGAAAUUUCUUCAAUGAAUCCAAAAACUCUUAAAGAGUACAAAGAAGGGGGUAAAGGAGUUGACUUUGAGUCUCUAUGCUUCACUACUCGAAUGCUCAUCAUUGAAGACAAACUAGAGGAUGUCGCAAACCAUAGGCAUAGCAUGGGUACAUAGACAGCAUUAUGUCUGCUUCAAAUAUGAAUUCAUUAUUUAAUAAGAUUUUUAAAUGAU
Molecule: messenger RNA, 515 nt
Organism: Moneuplotes crassus
Lineage: Eukaryota; Ciliophora; Spirotrichea; Euplotida; Euplotidae
Source: the annotation of a GenBank genome assembly